Molecule: messenger RNA, 1060 nt
Organism: Arabidopsis arenosa
Lineage: Eukaryota; Viridiplantae; Streptophyta; Magnoliopsida; Brassicales; Brassicaceae
Source: the annotation of a GenBank genome assembly
CUUCUGGAUUCUCGGUGGCCGGAGAUUCAUGGCGACGGCUAACGGAGCAAAGAGUCCGUCGAGUAUGGGCCCUAAGGUUUUGUUUUAUUCUAUAUUGCUUACACUUCAGUACGGAGCCCAGCCUCUGAUCUCCAAACGCUGCAUCGGGAAGGACGUUAUUGUUACUUCAUCUGUUUUGACGUGCGAGAUUGUUAAGGUCAUAUGUGCUCUGAUUCUCAUGGCAAGAAAUGGUAGUUUGAAGGGAUUAUCAAAAGAGUGGACGUUGAUGGGAUCCUUGACUGCAUCUGGACUUCCUGCAGCCAUAUAUGCACUGCAGAACAGUUUGCUGCAGAUCUCAUACAGGAGUCUUGAUUCCCUGACGUUUUCAAUUCUGAAUCAGACGAAAAUCUUUUUCACUGCAUUCUUUACAUUCAUAAUACUAAGGCAGAAGCAAUCACUUCAACAAAUAGGAGCGUUGUGUCUAUUGAUCAUGGCAGCAGUCCUUCUAAGUGUUGGAGAAGGCUCUAACAAAGAUUCAAGUGGCAUUAGUGCGGAUCAAAAGCUGUUUUAUGGAAUUAUCCCGGUCUUGGCAGCCUCUGUGCUCUCGGGUUUAGCUUCUUCUCUAUGUCAAUGGGCUUCUCAGGUUAAGAAGCAUUCAUCAUACUUAAUGACGGUUGAAAUGUCUAUUGUUGGAAGCCUCUGCUUAUUAGUAAGCACCCUUAAAUCUCCAGAUGGUGAAGCUAUUAAAAGAUAUGGCUUCUUUCAUGGUUGGACAGCUUUAACACUGGUCCCAGUGAUAAGCAACGCCCUUGGUGGGAUUCUUGUUGGCUUAGUUACAUCACAUGCCGGUGGUGUAAGAAAGGGAUUUGUGAUUGUGUCGGCAUUACUUGUGACAGCGCUACUUCAGUUUGCGUUUGAAGGAAAACCGCCAUCAUCGUAUUGCCUGGUGGCUCUCCCUCUUGUGAUGAGUAGUAUCUCACUGUACCAGAAAUAUCCAUACCUUGACAAGAAGAAGAAGAAGGUUUAAGAAGAACAUUCCAUUCACAGAAUAGCUGCUAAAAAAUCAACAAUGAGAUAUCUU